Molecule: messenger RNA, 2173 nt
Organism: Hyaloscypha bicolor E
Lineage: Eukaryota; Fungi; Ascomycota; Leotiomycetes; Helotiales; Hyaloscyphaceae
Exons: 4
Coding region: 26-2173 (715 amino acids)
Source: RefSeq, a predicted model, not a curated record
UUCAUAAUGGACUCUUGACGAUCUAAUGGAUACUGAAUCUGCGAUAUCAUCACUCUCCGAAUUAUCACCCUCCGAUGGGGAGGCAAUGCAGAGGUUGAAGGAAAGGCUGCCGUCAGAUCAACAGAAUCUCUACACGUACGUUCCUAUCAGCGACGAUGAAAUCAUGCUGGUGCUCUUAAGUCCUGGCAAAGAAGACGAUAAGAUCUAUUGCGAGUUGAAAGCGAUUCGUAUCUCGAAAAUCAAAUACAAGAAAAUAAGAUACCAGGCAUUGUCGUAUUGUUGGGGUAGCGAGCAUCCCACCGAAGCCAUCUUUGUCCAAGAUAUUUCUGUUCCACAGGCAACAGGCGAGGCCGAGGAGAUGAUGAUUCUUAUGGCUACUCAAACAAAACCCCGCCCUUUUGCCGUCCGCCCGAACUUAUUUGCUGCGUUGAAAUGUCUGCGGUCUGAGACCGACGACGUCUGGCUGUGGGUUGAUGCUAUAUGCAUCAACCAGGAAGACGACGACGAAAAGAAUCAUCAGCUUCCAAAAAUGCCCGACAUCUAUAGAAGGGCUUGGAAAUUGGAAGGAGACGGCCAUGACGAGGCAGUCUUGAGGUUAUGGGUGAAAUUUGCCGGUAUAUUGAAGCGGCCUUGGUUCUCACAACGUUGGGUAGUCCAAGAGGUUGCUUUUGGAACGGGAUUAUCAGUCCGGUGUGGAAAUAAGGUGGUCAGUUGGCUCGAUUUCGCUGAUGCCGUUGAGCUUUUUAUGAGGAAAUUGCCGCGAAUCCGGAUCCUCUAUGAUGCCUCCGACUUGUCAAGAUAUGACCCUGAUGCCUUAAAUAACGUCGAAUCGGCGGGCGCUCAAACUUUGGUUAGUACCACGAAUAGUAUGCUGAGCAAAACAGACGAGGGCUCUAUCUUUGACUACACUUGGGAUCUAGAGUCCCUGGUUAUGAGACUCACGUCAUUUGCUGCGUCUGACCCCAGGGAUACCGUGUUUGCACUCUGUGCGUUGGCGAAAGAUGGGAACAAGAUAUUGUCAGGGAAUCGAGGCACCGAGGGUGGGGUUGAAGGAUCGUUCAGUCCCCAGUACACGAAGCAGCCAGAAGUAGUAUACAUGGAGUUUGUCGAGUAUUGUGUCAAGACCACUGGAUCCUUGGAUGUUACUUGUCGACACUGGGCAUUACCUGUUCCAUACAAACUAGGGCACAAUAAAUGGUAUACAUCUUCACUUCCAUCUUGGGUUGGCCUCGUAGAGGACUCAUCUUUCGGGCCCCCGUCGAGUUUGACAGGUCGCAUCAAUAGAGACAGUCUCGUGGGGCAACCUGGCGCAAGGAUUUACAAUACUUCUCUGCAAAUGGCACCAGUCGUGCACUUCGGUCUUCGAUCACCUCCGAGCGAUGGUGGCAAGCGAUUUACCGAAAAAGAAGAGCUACAAUCAGCCAAGUCCAGAAAGAAGAGACCUCGAAGUACAAGCAGCAAAAACGAUUUACAGUCGUCUCUUGCCCUGACUAAUCCCAAUACCUCCAAUAUUACCACUAGGAGCGAUCUCGAAAGACCGGGAAUAGUCCUGGAAUCAAAUGCCUCUGGUUCCGCAAUACAUUCGUUGGAAAUACCUCGCUCCUUGAAUGGCAAACUCCACGCCAAGGGAAUUAUCCUUGGGGAUAUCAGUCUCGUCUCUUCCCGCGUAGUUGACGAUCGAACAUGGCGCACGCUCGUUGCAAACCGAGGGCCAGAUGGCAAAAUCCCACCUAUGUGGUACAAGCGAGCCUGUGUCUAUGCUCUGAAGAAAACCAGCCAUGAAGGGGAUUUGAACACCUCAAAACUCAUGGCUCACAAGUCUUUACCCGAGUCAGUUCUCGAGUACCUAAAACGAGUGCAGGCGGUUGUAUGGAGCAGAAAGUUCUUCAAGUGUAACAUGUCACUCGCCUCAACUACACAAGAGCUAUUCGCUCCUCCACGAGAGUGUUUGGUUGGGGUAGGCCCAAGAAACAUUGAGAAGGGAGAUUUGGUGUGCAUUUUGUUUGGUUGUUCAGUGCCGGUUAUUCUGAGGAGAUCAGGCACAUCAUGGGAUGGCAAAACACCUCAAGUCAGAUUCUUGGGCGAAAGCUAUGUACAUGGGAAGAUGGACGGUGAAGCUCCAGGGAUUGGGUCUACUCUUUCACAAUUUGGAAUGGACUUUGUGAUUAGUUAA